AUGCCUGCACCAGUGUUCGACAAAAAUCCUUCCCUUAAAUAUCUUGGACUUGCAGAGAGUUUUGAACCAUCUCCAGAGCGCGAUCCGAUUGCAUUUCUUAGUCAAUAUCUAACUCAUCUACCUCCGCAUCUUUUACUGCAUUAUAGUUACAUCACCACCCCCAAGCAGCGAUCUGUGAUAACAUCCAUUCGAAACAGACGAUUGCAAUAUGUCAAUAAGAACCCGCCUGAGUUGAGUUUUGAUGCAGGACGAAGCACGUGGCCAAAUCUCUGGCAAGGGCGUGAACGUCGCGGAGUAGAAGAAGGCAACGAGGAACGAUCUUGGGCGCAAAAAGACUUUUUGCACGGCAGCAAACAACACGUUGGAAAACUAGGGAACCUGCUGGCUGGAUAUGAGGAAGAACGGGAGGCGGAGCGCGUGCGUGAGAUACGAAGGAACAACAGAGAUGCUGUCGAGGAUGACUUUGUGCCCGAGGAAGACAGCGACGAGGACGUGCCCCCUGAAGUAGAAACGGCAGAACAAGCGAGGGCGUCGUUUGAGCGAUUGCUGCGGGAGAGCUUCAUACAUGGGCUUUUGGAUAACAUCGACUACGACGGUGUAGACUGGGACGAGACACUGGACGUGGAAGACGAGAGAGAUGCGGAAGAACGCUGGUUUGAGGAGGACUGA
This is a messenger RNA of Psilocybe cubensis, 669 nucleotides long. RefSeq lists its product as uncharacterized. Bases 1 to 669 code for a protein of 222 amino acids. Lineage: Eukaryota; Fungi; Basidiomycota; Agaricomycetes; Agaricales; Agrocybaceae. The transcript is spliced from 2 exons. The record is from RefSeq and is a predicted model, not a curated record.